This is a messenger RNA of Spizellomyces punctatus DAOM BR117, 1254 nucleotides long. RefSeq lists its product as uncharacterized. Bases 265 to 1029 code for a protein of 254 amino acids. Gene Ontology annotation, biological process: mRNA splicing, via spliceosome. NCBI's taxonomy places the organism in Eukaryota, Fungi, Chytridiomycota, Chytridiomycetes, Spizellomycetales, Spizellomycetaceae. The record is from RefSeq and is a predicted model, not a curated record. Gene Ontology annotation, molecular function: RNA binding. The transcript has 5 exons. Gene Ontology annotation, cellular component: catalytic step 2 spliceosome; U2-type prespliceosome; U5 snRNP.
AGCGCAGUCCUCAGUGGAAAGUUGGGAUGUCCGUCUUGAAGGCUGACGACGGCGAGCUUCCAUUCCCAUCCAUCCCUUCCCAUCCAUCCAUCCAUCCAUCCACCAGCCCUUUCCAUCCGCCUACGAGGCGACCUCCCCCGCCGUCCCUGUAUCAUCUGCGUAUCGAACGAGUGUAGAUUUGUUAAAUUUGCAUUUCGAGAAGUUACCCACGUCGUAACCAGAAGAACUUGAGAGAUCGCGUUGUUUUAACAUCUACUACACAAAAUGUCCAUCUCGCGCAAUUCAAAGAUUUUGUCCCUCCUCAACUACCGCCUGCGUAUCACGGUACAAGAUGGCAGGACUUUGAUCGGACAGAUGCUUGCUUUUGACAAGCAUAUGAAUCUGGUUUUGGCGGACUGUGAGGAGUUUCGAAAGAUAAAGCCAAAGGGAAAGGAGGUACAAGUGGAGAGGGAGGAAAAGAGGACCUUGGGCUUGGUCAUUUUGAGAGGAGAGACAAUAGUGAGCUUGAGUGUCGAGGGACCACCCCCAGCAUCGGACGAUGCAAGAGCACGUUCGGCUGCUGCAAUGGCCGGCCCUGGUAUGGGACGUCCGGCUGGAAGAGGUCUGCCAAUGGCCCCAGCGGGAAUGGCCCCAAUGGGUCUUGGUGGUCCAGUACGCGGUGUAGGUGGUCCAGCUCCGGGUAUGAUGCAACCGCCUAUGGGACGAGGAGUUGGUGCUCCCCCAGUUCAGUACGGUAGACCUCCUAUGGGUCCCCCUCCGGGUAUGGGUCGUCCAGGUGCCCCACCGAUGGGUCCCCCCAUGGGCGGUGCUCCACCAUUCGGUCGUGGAAUGCCACCUCCUCCUCCUCAAGGAUUCCGUCCUCCUCCGGGUGGUCCUGGGGGCUUCAGGCCACCAAUGCCGGGAAUGCCCGGAGCUCCUCCCGCGAUGCCAGGUAUGCCGGGCAUGCCGCCACCACGACCAGGAUUCCCCGCACCACCGCCUGGCUUCAGACCCCCACCAGGUGGCCCCAUGCCACCUCGUCCGCAGUAGAUUCCCGAUCAAGCUACCCGUUACCUGUAAUUCAGUUCUGACCUGCGGAAGCAAAUUGUGCGCUCAUCUCGCUAAACAAUGGGAAGAAUGCAGAUCGUGUGGUUGACCAAUUUGCUAUAGUCCCCCUAGGAGAUAGCGUGUAUAGUCUUUCUUUUUCGUGAUAAAUUGCUUUUACAUCAGAAUCGUCUUUUGCCGUGUUUUAUAUUAAAGGGCCGCUUUAUCUUA